Molecule: messenger RNA, 1540 nt
Organism: Xylaria bambusicola
Lineage: Eukaryota; Fungi; Ascomycota; Sordariomycetes; Xylariales; Xylariaceae
Product: UbiA prenyltransferase family-domain-containing protein
Exons: 2
Coding region: 348-1442 (364 amino acids)
Biological process (GO): ubiquinone biosynthetic process
Cellular component (GO): mitochondrial inner membrane
Molecular function (GO): 4-hydroxybenzoate polyprenyltransferase activity
Source: RefSeq, a predicted model, not a curated record
ACGGUACCUGGGCUGACUAUUUUCGUGAGGACCUUGGGUUGCUUUGCCUUAAGGGAGUCUGAGUGAGACGUUUACAAACACCGCCCGUUGAGGCUACGUACGAAGUUGCAGAUGGAUGACUGGCCAGACUAGUUGUUUCCCGAGGAUGAUUGGCCCUACUCAGAGUCGUUGGCCUUGGGAAGGCAUCUAUAUAAGGAGUGGCGCUCGAGGACAUGUCUUGGGGAUCAGAUCAUGAUUCGCAACUCAAGCCACUCCUCCUCCUGUCUUUCACUUGUAGUCACAUCUAGCUCAAGUGCCUGUGAAUAACAUCAUCAUCGUCUGUUGUUGUCAUCUUCAUCACAGUCAACAUGGGAGAGAAGGAUAUCCCAACGUACAACAAGUCAGCUGUCAACAAGCUAACGGCCGAAGCACUCUCGACUCCCGCAGCAUUUGAAGAUGCUGCCCUUGCUCAGCAAUAUGGAGGUCACCAUUCUGGAGGCUGGGUUGGCCGCCUGCCCGCCUCUUGGGUUCCUUAUGUUCAACUCGCCCGUUUGAGUCCUCCAGCUGCCUUAUUUCUCAUAUACUUCCCCCAUUUCUUCGGCAUCAUACUGGCAGCCUUGAUACAACGCUCAUCAGCUUCCCAAGUCUUGCGAGCUGGCCUCGUCAUGUUCGGUGGGAGCUUCUUCUUCUCCAACGCCGCCCACGGCUGGAACGACCUCGUCGAUGCUCCAAUCGAUCAAGCGAUUGCUCGUACAAGCAAGCGUCCCAUUCCUCGAGGCGCCAUCACGCCGCGAGCCGCAUUCGUCUUCACCGUCAGCCAAGGCAUCGGUGCGGCCCUGUUCCUGCUCCUCAUGCCUAGCGGAAGCGCGAUCUAUGCCGUGCCGAACAUCAUCGGGACGAUAUACUACCCAUGGGCCAAGCGGCACACCAACUUCGCCCAGUUCGUGCUUGGGUGGUGUUUGGCAUGGGGCAUCGUGAUGGGAUCUUGCUCCAUGGGACUUAAGCCUUUUACAGGAGGUCCCUUUGGGUCCGACUCUUCAAGAUCUGCGGCAUUGUGGGUGAAGCCAUCUAUCGCCUGCGUCUUCUUUGCAAGCAUCCUAUGGACUAUCAUCUACGAUACUAUUUACGCUCACCAGGAUCUGAAGGACGACCUCAAAGUCGGUGUCAAGAGCAUCGCUGUCCUGUUCAGAGACCAGACCAAAGUGCUCCUAUGGCUCGUCCUUGCGUGCAUGAUUUCUUUGCUUUCCAUGGCCGGCGUGCUCGAGCAAAUGGGCUGGCAAUAUUACCUCAUUGCUGCUGGCGGCUCUGCGGUAUCGCUCGGGGCUAUGAUCAGCAAUGUCGAGUUGAAGGAUUCUGCCAGCUGUUGGUGGUGGUUCAGAUACGGCUUCUGGCUUGCCGGCAGCGCUAUUGCUGGCGGUCUCUUAUCCGAAUAUCUACUUAUGGCACCCUUGUCAUACAUAUAGAUAUAUAGAUUUCACAUUGUUCUGAUAUGGAUUGAUAGACUUCAAUAGCGGGCGUUGUAUUUAUAGUUUCCUUGUUCAGGGUUCCAGAGCGAGAUAUA